This is a messenger RNA of Thermothelomyces thermophilus ATCC 42464, 2015 nucleotides long. RefSeq lists its product as uncharacterized. Gene Ontology annotation, cellular component: box C/D methylation guide snoRNP complex; small-subunit processome. Bases 129 to 1946 code for a protein of 605 amino acids. Lineage: Eukaryota; Fungi; Ascomycota; Sordariomycetes; Sordariales; Chaetomiaceae. The record is from RefSeq and is a predicted model, not a curated record. Gene Ontology annotation, molecular function: rRNA methyltransferase activity; histone H2AQ104 methyltransferase activity; RNA binding. The transcript has 2 exons. Gene Ontology annotation, biological process: box C/D sno(s)RNA 3'-end processing; rRNA methylation.
GUCCAAACAGGAAAUUGUUAGUGUGGCGUCAGGUUCAACUCUCGCGGUCAUCGACGUCGGCACGCGAUGAACCUUCCAUGGUUCGUACCGCUUGGUUGUCGCGUCUCUCGAGCUUGACACGUCAAGCCAUGGGUUCAACAGCGUACGCGGCUUACAAGAAUGGCGUCGCGAAUACCGGCAGCGAGCACACAGUGACGGCGAUGGGACGAUGGUCUAUACUCGACAAGCAGCUGCCUCCCGCCGACAAAAUCAAGGCAAUCCACGUCUACGACUUUGACAAUACGCUCUUCAAGACGCCUUUGCCAAACCCCAAGCUGUGGAAUGGACAGACGAUUGGAACACUGUCGAACCCCGAUGCUUUCGUCAACGGCGGGUGGUGGCACGAUUCACGCAUUCUUGCCGCAACCGGCGAGGGUAUUGACAAGGAAGAGCCGCGCGCGUGGAAUGGUUGGUGGAAUGAGAAGAUCGUCGAGCUCAUUCACCUCAGUAACAAACAGAAGGACGCGCUCUGCGUCCUUCUCACGGGCCGUUCAGAAUCUGGCUUCAGCGAUCUGAUCAAGCGCAUGGUUGCUAGUAAGGGUCUUGAGUUUGACCUGAUCUCCUUGAAGCCCGCCGUCGGCCCAAACAACGAGCGCUUCGCCAACACCAUGAUUUUCAAGCAGACGUUCUUGGAGGCUCUACUGGAGACAUACCGGCAUGCUGAAGAGAUCCGGAUAUAUGAAGACAGGAUAAAGCACGUUAAGGGCUUUCGUGAUUUUCUCGACGAGUACAAUCUCAAGAAGCUAAACGGGGUAGGUGGCCCGGCCGCGCGAGGAACCAUUAAUGGCGAGGUCAUUCAGGUAGCCGAUGUGGCCACCUACCUCGACCCCAUCGUUGAAGUGGCUGAAGUACAGCAGAUCAUUUCAGAGCAUAAUGCCGCCGUGUCUAAACGACGGCGUGGCAACAAGGGCGAGCGCCUGGCCAUCAAGAAGACCGUCUUUUACACAGGUUACAUGAUCAACAACGCCGACACCCAGCGGCUGCUCACGUUUGCACAAACGCCUCAGGAUUUGCCCGAGGGUGAACUCAAGUUUCACGCGAACAACAUCAUGAUAUGUCCCCGACCCUGCCCACCAGCUAUCCUCGAGAAAGUUGGCGGCAUAGGAAGCAAGAUGACCUGGGAAGUAACCGGUACCGCCAACCACGAAAACACCAUCUGGGCGGUAUGCGUCAAGCCUGUCCCAGAAACAGCCAGUUUUCACACUGGGGACCCGGUUCCGCUAGUGGUGCUUGCCUUACGCAAAGGUGCCCGCCACGCUGAGGCCGGCAAGAUACAGAAGUGGCAGCCCGUACCGCCGGAUAAGGCGUUUCGCUUCGAAACUACUGUCGGUGAAAAGAUCUUGUUACGCAUCGAGCCCGAGGGUUUCCAAAAUUUGGUCGACGGUCCGUUCCACCACGGCAAAGCGCUCAACAGCAAGCGAAAGCACACGGCCGCCCAAGACGACUUCCGCUCGCGGCCCUCGGGCGGCGUCCAGCAACAGCACCGGCAAUUCCACCAUCAGGCCAACUAUACCGGUGGUGGUGGCGGCGGUGGCCGUGGCGGGGGCGCCGGCAGAGGUAACUUUCGCGGUGGCGGCAAUAUGAAUCGCGGAUUCAGAAACCAGCGCAGCGGCGCGGCUAAGGGCGGCCGUGGCGGCCGCGGUGGGCAUGGCGGAGGGCAUCACUACAAGUCGUUGGACGAUGUCGGCGGGCGGGAUACCCAAUCUGUGGGCUUCGCGCAGAUGUACGAGGACGACCCGCAGCGCUUCCCGCCGGAUCAAAAUAUCCCCAAGGGUCCGUCAAAUCCAGCAAACCCAGGGUUCUACAAUGGUCUACAGCAUCAGGUUCAACAACAACAACAACGGCCAGGGAAUGGGUAUUCUGGGCCCGGUGCUGGUGGUAAUACCGAGCUGAAUAACUUCUACUGAUUUCCCGGCGUAGGAAUUAGGGCUGAUUGUUCGGCUGGCUGGUAUUCACACGGGCUAACGAUCCCAUGU